This is a messenger RNA of Maudiozyma barnettii, 1128 nucleotides long. Its product is annotated as forkhead box transcription factor. Lineage: Eukaryota; Fungi; Ascomycota; Saccharomycetes; Saccharomycetales; Saccharomycetaceae. The coding region runs from base 1 to 1128 and encodes 375 amino acids. The record is from RefSeq and is a predicted model, not a curated record. Gene Ontology annotation, molecular function: DNA-binding transcription factor activity, RNA polymerase II-specific; RNA polymerase II cis-regulatory region sequence-specific DNA binding. Gene Ontology annotation, biological process: regulation of transcription by RNA polymerase II. The transcript has a single exon.
AUGUACAAUAAUAACCACCAAUUGGACUCUUAUCCGACACUGGAUGAGAUUAUUUCUAGACCAACUAUAUUUGACAAGGAUAUGACCAAAAUAUCGCCACCUCAGGAGAUGACGUGGAAUGCACAACCUCUUCAUAACCAUCCUUUAUCAGCUCAAUUUUCUGCUCAUAAGAGACAAAUCAUUGCACAACAGGAAAUCAUUGCUGCUGUAAAUGCUUCAAAGAAAGUUGUUAACUCUAAGAAAUUAAAGAUCAAUAAGCCAAAGCAUUCUGUGAUAGAUCUUACUCUGAAUGAAAAUUACAGAAAUUUCCAAGUACGUCGUAACAGAAUCCCAAGAGUCUUGGCCCAAAUAUCUGUCCCUGAGAUGGUCGAAUCAAUGAAACAAAGACAUUUUAAUAAUGAACAUGCUGAUAAGCCUCCCUACCCAUAUGCCACUUUGAUUCUUGUUGCACUUCUACAAAACGAUCUUAAUAGGUUAACAUUAUCUCAAAUUUAUAACUGGAUCUCUACUAGAUUUCCAUAUUUCACAAUGGAUCAAGCUACAUGGCAAAAUUCCGUAAGACAUAACUUGUCUUUAAAUUCUGCUUUUAUAAAAACUAUUAAAUCUCCAGAUAAGAAAAGCUAUUAUUGGGGAUUCAAAAGAGGUCAUGAAUUAAAAUUUUUUAAAGAUUUAGAUCUUUCCUUUGAAGAACUAAAGGAAGUAGCAAAAAGUCUAGAGCAAUAUUUCUAUCCUAUCCCAUGUAUUAAUGUUAGUCUGGUACCUCCAGUGCAAUCAAAAGAUCCAAAAUUUAACGAACAAACUAAUCCUCUUCCAACCCCACCUAAUACUGAUGAUCAUUACAUGAAUGUAGGUCUAGGUCCAGCAUUCGAUGUUUUGACUGCAACACCUCCAAAGAGUUCGAAAACUUCUGGAAAAUCUCUAUUACAACCAUCGAAAAGAACGAUUGAUGACGAACUUCUUAAGGUGAAUGCUUGUAGUAUCGAUGAAAAACUCGAUGCUCUUAGAACACCAGAAUUUAAGAACCAUGAAUCAUUAAUUUGUUCUCCUUUGACACCAAAUAAAUUGGAAUCAAUCCACAAUUCAAACAUGAUCUUUUUCCAAAUUUGGAAUCAAGGCCAUAGUUUUUAA